Molecule: messenger RNA, 3716 nt
Organism: Phyllopteryx taeniolatus (common seadragon)
Lineage: Eukaryota; Metazoa; Chordata; Actinopteri; Syngnathiformes; Syngnathidae
Product: zinc finger E-box-binding homeobox 2-like
Exons: 7
Coding region: 150-2801 (883 amino acids)
Biological process (GO): anatomical structure development; regulation of transcription by RNA polymerase II
Molecular function (GO): DNA-binding transcription factor activity, RNA polymerase II-specific; RNA polymerase II cis-regulatory region sequence-specific DNA binding
Source: RefSeq, a predicted model, not a curated record
CGUCGUGGAACCGGGCGGGCGGGUGUGCGCGCCUCUGCACUGGACCGAGCCGAAGGGGACGCGGAGGUGCGCUUGACCCGGACCCAAAGCUGCCGGACCUCUGGUACCGGUGGCGUGCGCGCGCGCCCGUGCCUCUGUGGAGAACUGACAUGGAGGAGCGCGCGCGUUUCCAGAGGCGAAAACAAGCCAACCCGCGCAGGAAGAACGUGUGGGCUGAUGACAUCAUGAUAACGCGAGAGCGACAACAACGAACCGAAGAAGACCGACAGAUACUUGAUGCGUCCGUGCGUGAGUACCUUUGGCGCGGCGACACGGCCGUAAUCUACCCCGAAGACCCGGACGAGGGGGUGGCGCCGGACGCCGAGCGUGACUCCUCCCGCCGAAAAUGUGGCCAUCGGGGGGCGGAGAUCGACGCUAUUGGCCAAUGCCCUCAGCUGGAGAGUCACAGGAGCACGCAGAACCCAAUCAGCGAGCAGCUGCUGAAGGACGAGCCUGUGAACCGAAAGUUCAAAUGCAACGAGUGUGGGAAAGCCUUCAAGUACAAACAUCACCUGAAGGAGCACCUGCGCAUCCACAGUGGUGAAAAACCAUACGAGUGUUCCAACUGUAAAAAGCGCUUCUCCCACUCGGGCUCGUACAGUUCCCACAUCAGCAGCAGAAAAUGCGUUGGGCCGAUUGGUCUCCACGGACAUCCGCGACAGGUCGGGCCGUCCACCAACUGCUCCUCAUUGCCCUCCUCGGGCCCGGCCCUUGGCCCCUCCCUGGCCCCCGCCCUGGACCGGCUCCGCCACAAGCUGGAAAACGGCGAAGCACACCGGCAAAAUCACCUUGACGUCCAGUCUGAGACAACGGACUUCAGCCAGGAGUACAGGCUGAUGAUGGCCUCUGAGAGUAAGCUUGGGAGACCCGGCGGACCGAAGAGACCCGGGGUCUACCCAAACGGGUUGCGCUCACACACCCAGCAAGAGAAAUUGGGCGUGGACUUCCUUCUUCCGGGCACCCUUGAGAGCCUGAAUGAUGUUCAGAAGAUGUGCAGACAAAAGAUGGACAGGAACCCACAGGAGGUCUCCAAACUCAGAGCCUACAUGAAGGAUCUCCGGACCCGUGUGGAAGAGAAAAACCUCACCAGCAGCCCCACUCAGAGCUUCACGGACGACACCCUGGAAUUGGUCAACCAGACAAAGGGUGAGCCAGACCAAAACAAACAGGACAAGACAAGCCAGACAAACCGGUCCAAAGAGGAAUCCCGCUUGGUCUUGUACACCUGCCAGUUCUGCAAGGACACUUUCCCAGGACCAAUUCCGCUGCAUCAACACGAGCGCUACCUGUGCAAGAUGAACAAAGACAUCGAAGCAGUUCUACAGCCGGCCGGGCUCAGUCUGAGUCUGGAGUCCUCAGAAUGGCUCAUGUCCACUAAGGAGCCUUGCACUAGCUCCAGAACCCCUUUCAAGGAUCACUUGUCUGUCAUACAGGCUAAAUGGGCCAUGAACAUGGAACCCGACUCAGAGGAACUGAUCAAGAUUUCCCUGGCAGUAGGCCUUCCACAAGAGUUUGUCAGGGACUGGUUCACUCAACUGAAUCCCAGUCCUCCUGAGGCUGGUGGACCAGAACUGCACCAGAUCUUGAGACACUCACCAAUGUUCUCAAACAGUGAUGUUUUAACCAGACAGUUUACAACCGAGGAACCGGGGGAAAGGACACCGGACCCUUUGAACCAUAAUAGUCGGUCACCACUAAACUUGUCGUCCUCAUCCUCCAAACACUCCCAGAGUAGCUCCUACACGCCAAACAGUCUGGUCUGGGAGGACAUUCACACUGAUACGCCACUCGAUCUUUCUGUGCCAAAAUCCCUGGCACACGAAUUCACAGAGAAAACUAGACCCAACGGUCUCAAAAUGGAACCUGGCGGUGAUCAAGGUAUUCCAGGCCCGACAUCAGGAGCCAUAGACCUGCUCGACAUCAAGAAAGAGUUCCUGGAAUCUGAGGGCGGCAGAAACGCUUGCCAUCAGAUGGAAAAAAGUCCCAAGUUUGGGAUCAAUCCCUUUUCAGCAGGUCUGGUCUACUCGUCCGUGGCUACGCAUGGCACUUUCCCUCCGUCGACAUUAAUGUCUCCCACCCAGUACCCGGUCCUGGACUCUGUGAGCUUCAUGCCCCAAAUGGCGUACACCUACGCUACCGGGGAAGCUGCCUUUGUCGACAUGCUGCACACCAGGAAGAAACACUGGAAAACAACCUUCCAGAGGGUGCUGCUGGACGGUUCCUCAGACUACUUGUCAGGUGUGGACCAGCUGGCAGAAAGAGAGUUAAAACUGAAGACUGCGAGUGGUACGUACGCCUGCGACUUGUGCCACAAAACAUUCCAGAAGACCAGUUCCCUCCUAAGACACAAAUAUGAGCACACAGGCAAGCGUCCUCACCAGUGCGAGAUCUGCCACAAGGCCUUCAAGCACAAGCACCACCUGAUCGAGCACUCGCGUCUGCACUCAGGAGAAAAACCCUACCAGUGCGACAAAUGCGGAAAGCGCUUCUCGCACUCGGGCUCGUACUCGCAGCACAUGAACCAUCGCUAUUCGUACUGCAAGAGGGAGACCCAGGAGAGGCGGGCCCAGGUGGCCCACCGGGAGGCGCCGGACCCGGGCUCCGAAGCGCUCGUCGCUAGCUCUUGGCCGGAGGACCCCGUCGGACACCUCGGAUACUCGGACCCCUCGGACGUGGACCGCUUUCCCCAUCCCAUCCUGACUGCGGCGGAACAUUUCGGGGAGGAGGUCCUGACGGACAAAGACCAGCAUUCAGACCACUGAAGUUGACUGGACUGCUUUGUUCACAACGUUGGCACUGCUGAGGGAAGUCCCCUUUCGUCAGUGUUUCCCGAUUGGACCGAACCUCCAAUCAGCUCCCUGUGACUGCGCCUGGUCAACUGUUGGCAGGAAAUCUGUUGACAUCCCAGCUAAGCGAACUGAUGCUAAUCUAAGAUAAAAUAAGCAAAGUAAUUUCUAAUCUCAAAUAAUUUUGCUAAACAGCACACACUCAGGCUGAUGCUGUGAAGGCUAAAAGCCAAGCGGUGCUAAAGAUUCUUCAUUCUAAAAAAGUUCUUCAUUGCACUUAACGCCCCAAACCACUACAAAAAGGGGAAAAAAAAGAAUCUUGAUCACUUCCUGUCAGUGUUUUUGUUUGAAUUGACUUGAACUUUCAAUGGUUUGAUCCCUUUUGUUCCUGCAAACUAACGAAUGUGAAGGAACCAUUGUUUAGCAGCAAAAAACAACAAGAGGGUCACUUUGUACAUAAUCAAAUCAACAUUUUUUUUUAAACAAGCCUUACAUCAUCACUAUUUACACCAAUUCAAAUUGAUCUUCUUUUUAUUAUGAUUAUUAUUAUUGUUUCUUUCAUGUUUUUAAUGUAUCUGACUCAUUUCCUAACGCUAUUUAUUUCACACUAUUGUGUACGUACGCUGUCGGACUGCACUGAUUGUCUUUAGUUUCUUCUGACACUGGAAGAGAAAACGAGAGGUUCAAUUCAUCCAUUUCUGUAGCGCUUGUCCUUAUGAUGCUCUCGGGUGAGCUGGACCCUUGAACCCGACUCUAGCACUGUGAGGCAGCUGUGCUAACCACUUGGACUCCGUGCAGCCGUCCUGAAAUCCAAAUCAGUGUAAUAAAAAAGUUGACAAAAUGAAGAAUGUGGAACCUGUCGCCUUCUUCUCAUAAACAACUUUCUUCUUU